AUGGCUGUAAAGCAGGAAUGUCCGACUUGUCGGAAAACGGCCAAUGAAGACCAUAUACGUCCCAAUUAUGUGAUGGAGGAAGCUAUUUCUGCCUGGAAUGAGUCUCGGCCCUAUAUCCUCGGGUUGAUUAAACGCGAGGAAGAGCGAAAAGCAGCAAGACAGAACGCGAAGAACGAGGAACAAACGCGAAAGCGUAAACGUCGUGGCUCUGACUCGAGCGACGUCCAGCUUGUGGAGGAUCAUCAUUCGCAGAACCGCAAUGGUGCUGGGCCUUCAUCCCCACGAACACCGAAACCUAUUCGAGGGAAGGGGUCACCGAGGAGGGCGAGUGUGGACUUGACGAUUCCUAGUUCUGAUGUGGAGGAGGAUGAGUUGACUGCUACUGACCUUAAUCCGAAGCCGGAUGAUAUCAUAACUUGCCCGCUAUGCAAUGGGAAGGUCAAGUACGGUGUGUUGAAUACACACAUGGACCGCGGGUGUAAAGACCCUCCGGUGAAACCACCAAGCAAAGCAGCGGCCGCGCAGUGGUCGAUGCUGAUGGGUAACGCUGCGAACAAGCAGAAGGGCAAACAACGGAAACAUAGCGACGAUUCCGACGAGGAUUUUCCAUUACCCAAGGCGUCGUAUGCCACUCUGAAAGAGAAACAAAUCAAGGAGAUGCUUAGUGAACACGGGCUACCUACACAUGGCGACCGUUCGACGCUAGAGCAGCGUCACCAACGAUGGGUCAUUAUCUACAACUCUAACUUGGAUCGAUCGCAAGCGAAUAGGAAAUCGAAACAGAUGCUUCGUCAAGAAUUGAAAAAAUGGGAAGACGCGGUAUCAAGACGGAAAAAGCCUUCUGUAGACGCCAAGCAGCAUGCGAAAACGCAUAAGUCCGAAUUUGCGAGGUUGGCUGCCAUUGCAAGGGAGAGCAGCAAAAGAGCGAAGACGAUACCGAGUAGCGUCUCUCCACAGCCGAUGUCUCCUGGUAUGGAUGUCGAUGACAGUCUUCGGACACCUUCCCCUUCGCCAGAAGAUUCGAAGAAAGAUACGAUUGUGAUCGAUUAG
Molecule: messenger RNA, 1050 nt
Organism: Coprinopsis cinerea okayama7#130
Lineage: Eukaryota; Fungi; Basidiomycota; Agaricomycetes; Agaricales; Psathyrellaceae
Exons: 6
Coding region: 1-1050 (349 amino acids)
Biological process (GO): DNA damage tolerance; protein monoubiquitination
Cellular component (GO): Rad6-Rad18 complex; nucleus
Molecular function (GO): single-stranded DNA binding; ubiquitin protein ligase activity
Source: RefSeq, a predicted model, not a curated record